Melampsora larici-populina 98AG31 is the source of this 549-nucleotide messenger RNA. RefSeq lists its product as uncharacterized. The transcript is spliced from 6 exons. The annotation marks the transcript as partial. Lineage: Eukaryota; Fungi; Basidiomycota; Pucciniomycetes; Pucciniales; Melampsoraceae. Gene Ontology annotation, molecular function: hydrolase activity, acting on carbon-nitrogen (but not peptide) bonds, in linear amides. The record is from RefSeq and is a predicted model, not a curated record.
UACUAUAUCGAUCAGAAGGGUGAAAUACUUGGGCGGUACCGGAAAAGGAAUCUAUGCUCACUCAACGAUUUUUUCUGUCAGGAAUACCUCACGCCUAGUAAAGAUGCUCAUCAAGUCUUCGACACCAAACAUUUUCGCGCAGGAAUGCUGUUGUGUUGGGAUCUAGCAUGGCCUGAAGCCUUUCGGGAUUUGAUGAAGCAAGGUGCGGAGGUAAUCGUUGUACCCGCAUUCUGGAAGUUGGAAGAUUUGGGUGACAUUGGAAAAAAACACGACCCCCACGGGCUCACAGAGCGCAGGAUGAUCGAGUCUAUGGUCAUGAGCCGUGCUCUAGAAAAUGAAUGCUGCGUGGUGUUUGUCAACUGCGGCGGGAAGAAGAGCGAUGGUUAUCUCGGAGGAUCUUCAGUCGCCAUGCCUUUAAAGGGUUCGGUGAUCAGAUUCGAUGAUCCCACAGAAAGACUAGAAGUCGUAGAGAUUGACCUCGAUGUCCUGGAGGAUGCACGCUCUCUCUAUAAGAUACGAGAAGACUACAACUCAAGAUUCAAGGAGUGA